AUGUUGCCCACCCAGGCCGGCUCCUCUCCCGGGAACGGUGUAGGCCGCAACCCCGGAUUAUCGUUGUCUCGUAGCCGGCCAGGGAACGGAAGCUCUCCAGGGAGGGGCGGUCGGCCUCGGUACGAGGUUUCUCCAGGAGCCGGCUCAGCCAUGUACAGCGGUAGUGAAGCCACCUCUGACUCUGCGGAGGAGGAUGACACCCCAGCCCGAGGGGUGAAGAGAGGACUAGCUGAGCUGGAGCUUCCUGAUCCAGUGGGACCCGGAGGAGCAGGAGUAGCAACUGCUGGAGGAUACCCAGGGGUAUCGGGGGUGUCAGGGGCCAAGCCUGGCAAGAAGACCCGGGGCAGGGUGAAGAUCAAGAUGGAGUUCAUUGACAACAAGCUGAGGAGGUACACCACCUUCAGCAAGAGGAAGACUGGCAUCAUGAAGAAGGCUUACGAGCUGUCUACACUGACUGGGACGCAGGUCCUGCUGCUGGUCGCCAGUGAGACUGGACACGUGUAUACCUUCGCCACCAGGAAACUUCAGCCAAUGAUAACAAGUGAGACCGGGAAGGCUUUAAUACAGACUUGUUUAAACUCUCCGGACUCUCCUCCACGCUCCGACCCCUCCACCGACCAGCGAAUGAGUGCUACAGGCUUUGAGGAGACUGACCUCACCUACCAGGUGUCUGAGUCUGACAGCAGCGGGGAGACGAAGGACUCCCUGAAGCCAGCCUUCACAGUCUCCAAUCUCCCGGGCACUUCCACCAUCCAGACUGCACCCACCACAUCCACUUCUAUGCAGGUUACCAGUGGGCACUCUUUCCCUAUUACAAACUACCUGGCACCUGUCACCAGUGCCAACGGAACUGUUCUCAAGACAGAAGGCAGUGCCAUAAGUUCUGGAGGCCUGAUGCAGCUGCCCACUGGCUUCACACUGAUGUCUGCAGGGGGAGCUGUAGCUCAGCAGGUUCCUGUACAAGCCAUCCAGGUUCACCCCGCCACCCAGGCUUCUCCGUCCAGCGACAGCAGCUCAGAUUUGGCCCAGACGUCAGCUAGCGGGACAGUGACCCUGCCCGCUGCUAUCAUGACUUCCUCUGUGCCCACCACAGUGAGCGGUCACAUGAUGUACCCCAGUCCGCACGCUGUCAUGUAUGCUCCCACUCAGGGUUUGGCAGAUGGGAGCCUGGCGGUGCUCAAUGCCUUCUCCUCGGCUUCCCAGAUGCAGGUGUCCCACUCGCAGGAGCAGGGUGGAGUACAGCAAGUGUUCCUCACAGCGCCGCCAGGCACCGUCCAGAUUCCAGUGUCUGCAGUGCAGCUUCACCAGAUGGCAGUCAUUGGACAGCAGACGAGCAGCAGCAGUAAUCUGACGGAACUGCAGGUGGUGAAUUUGGACACUUCACACAACAGCAAGAAUGACUGA
Messenger RNA from Staurois parvus, 1404 nucleotides. The record is from the annotation of a GenBank genome assembly. Lineage: Eukaryota; Metazoa; Chordata; Amphibia; Anura; Ranidae.